Messenger RNA from Geosmithia morbida, 2130 nucleotides. RefSeq lists its product as uncharacterized. NCBI's taxonomy places the organism in Eukaryota, Fungi, Ascomycota, Sordariomycetes, Hypocreales, Bionectriaceae. The transcript has 2 exons. The record is from RefSeq and is a predicted model, not a curated record. Bases 1 to 2130 code for a protein of 709 amino acids.
AUGUCUUUUGAAAUAACCCGGUUACUGGGGACGAAGACGUCGAUAAGCGUCCCCAAGGAUCAGGAGAAGGUCCUCGACAGGCAUGGCAUGGGCGCCGUGCGGUCCGACGACUACCCCAUCAGUGUAGACGAUGUCUCUAGCCGUGUGCUCUCCUCCUUGACAGAGGCCCGCGUCAACAACCAGAAACGCGACUGGACUGCGGCCGGACUGAAAGAGUCAGGCGGGCCCAAGGAAAAGAAGAAGAGUCGGCCAAACGACGACGCCGUCACCGACGCCGACACCGACGAAGCUGUGAACGACAGCAGACCAUCAGGCCAAGAGACAACGCAGGAGCCCGCAGCUGCUGCAGGCAGGGAGCCUGCAGCCGCGAGAGAUGCGUCGCAGACGACAGCGGUGGAAGACGGCACCGGGGCGACGCAGAAGUCCUCCCAUCCUGCCAACAGGGGGUCCUCCUCGCCAGUGAGGUCGCAGCCCGAUAAUGCCGAGGAGCAGCAGACAGCCCGGACGGCCGCCAAGCCCCGAUCGAAAACAAAGCCCCAGAGCCUCGCGCCCGUCAUCCACCUGCCCUCGAGCAUGGAGGAGCCAGAAGACCUAGAGGUCCAAGUCCCCGUAGCCCGAGGCCAGCAGCAGGAGGCGGUCCCGACUUCGAAGGCAGACGACGACUCGAAAUCGCCCGACAAGACGCCCAGGGUGCGACAGCGCACCGCCAUGGAGACGCCGCCGUGCGCGCAACCCAGCCAGACCAGCGUGAUCCCAGGAACGGUGGCACGUGACGCAGGCUCCGACGAUCGGAACAACGGUGGCAGCAAGGACCUGGAUAUGUAUCGCCGCCGCUCCAAGCGCAUGAAGCCCAUCGAGUUCAGCGAUGACCCGAUGGAUACCGGCGCGGACGUGAGGUCUGCCAACCCGUCGACGUCGUUCCAGCGCAUGGCCCCGACGAUCGGUGUCGAGCACGGAGGGGGACUGUCCGUCCAGAGGAACGGUGGAGUCAUGGUGAAUGAGCGGCGCCAGGUGGCAGCUACCCCCUCGCCGUCGAGGGCGAACGGACCGGUGGCGGGCGGGCGCGAUGAGCUCAUGCACGAGCCGGGGGAAGAUGAGGCGCAAGCCGCAGAGACGAGGUCGCAUACCCGGCAAUACUCGACCCCCGCCCAGGGGUCAGGCCAAUACGCCUCCACCCCGGCACACCACCAGCAGCAGCAGCAGCAGCAGCAGCAAUACACACCAGGGGACCCCCGAGGCGACGACGGCGCCCUGGAGCCCUUUGAAAUGUUCCUGACAACCUACCCGAGCUACAUAACGCAGCACUCGGGCAGCCUGGCCCUCUUCGUCAAGGCGUGCAUGUGCCUGGACCACAUGGCCAAGCACCGGUCCCUGCACCGGUGCCUGUGGGACGACUUCAUCCGCGCCUUCUCGGCGCAGUACCUCGACUACGUGCGCGACGCGACGGACCCGCUGGUCGCGAGCGACUGGUACAACGACCGGGACGAACUGCCCCUGUUCUCGGCCCAGGUCGUGCGCAAGGAGAACCUGGGCGCCAUCCUCGAGCUGUACUCGGACGAGGUGGCCAAGGCGAAGAGGUACGUGGUCGGGGGCGGCGGUGACGGCGGCAGGGGACGCAGACGCCGAUGGACGGUCGACCGGUCAUCCGGCGCCGCCGACACCACCAUCAAUACAGACACCCCCCGGGCCCGGGCCGUGACGCAGCCCCAGGCCGUCGCACCGGUCACGUUCGGCUCCGGCAGGCCAUCGCCGACGCUCAGCUUCCGGGCAUCGCCGACGUGGCGGAGGGACGGGGGAAGUCGGAGCUCGGACCUCGUGCGUACCGGUGGCGAGGCGCACAAGGACGACGACGGCGGCGGGGGCAGCAGUCCGGCCGUCCCCGUCGCGGAGACGCCGACGGCCGCAGCGAACCCCUCUGGCUCCGGCUUCCGGGGGUCGACCUCGACGUUCGGAAGGUCCACGCCUGCAGCUGCGCCGGCGCCACCGCCCUCAUCGGCCGGGUCAUCCACACCACGCCUGGCGCGGGAAUACUUUAGGAGCCUGGGAAGACGUAGGAGUGUCAAGGACCAGGAGAAGGUUGAUGAUCUCAUCCGCAAUGCAUUCAAGGGGAGGCGUUCCAAUGGGUUCUAG